UUUAUGCUGUAAAUAGCAGUUCUCCGUACAUAAUUUUAAUUUGUUAAAUUCUUCAAAACAACAAAAUGGCUGGGCAUGCUGAACAUGUUAGAAAUACAGAUGUAGCCAAAUUUUCUUACGUUCCGCCAAAAAUGAAAAAUUUUGUUUUGACAGAGAAAUUAGGACAAGGUUCUUAUGCAACAGUUUACAAAGCUUUUAGGAAAGGAAAUUUACGCGAUGUUGUUGCUAUUAAAUGUAUUAAAAAAAGUUCUCUCAGUAAAAAAUCAACUGAAAAUUUAGUUCGGGAAAUCGAAAUACUUAAAAGUCUAAAUCAUGAACAUAUUGUAAAAUUGAAAGAUUUUGAAUGGGAUAAUGAACAUAUAUUUUUGAUUCUUGAAUAUUGCAGUGGUGGUGAUUUAUCAUCGUAUAUCAAGAAGUACAAACGAUUACCUGAACAUACCACUCGGAAGUUUUUACGACAAUUAGCUUUAGCUUUACGUUACAUUAGAGAAAAAAAUAUAUCUCAUAUGGAUUUAAAACCUCAUAACUUAUUUAUUGAAUCAAAGAAUAAUUUUAGUUUAAAAGUUGGCGAUUUUGGGUUUGCUCAAUAUUUGCUAGGAAAAGAGGGACAUGACAACCUUCGUGGCUCACCACUUUAUAUGGCGGUAGAAAUGUUCUGCUCUGACUAUUAUGACGCUUCUGUUGACCUAUGGUCAACUGGAGUAAUUCUUCACGAAGCUUUAUUUGGUUAUGCUCCAUUUGCUUCAAAAACAUUUGAUGAGUUAGAAAUGAAAAUAAAGUCAAAAGAACCAAUUACCCUGCCUAAACAUCCAAUAAUAUCUUCCAAGUGUAAAGAUUUGAUAGAAAAACUUUUACAAAGGGACCCCAAAAAAAGGAUUACAUUUGAAGAAUUUUUUUCUCAUCCUUUUGUGGAUUUAAACACUGCACCAUCUCAAGAAAGUUUAGUAAAAGCAGUCAAAAUUGUUACUGAAGCUGUUAAACUAGAUAGCGAAAAAGAUUAUAAAAAUGCUUUAAAAUUAUAUUGUUCAGCUUUAGAACACUUUUUGCCAGCAAUUGAUUAUGAGAGAGAUACUGAAAAAAAGUUAGUCAUUAGAGAAAAAGUAUUGCAGUACAUCGAAAGAGCUGAAAAAUUAAAAUUGACAAUAAAAGAAAUAGAAAAAAAAAAAUUCAACAAACUCAAACUAAAUUCCUUUUUUAAAAACAGCUCUGAUUUUUCUAACAUACAGAUUUAUGAAGAUAAAGGAGACUAUUUUGAGAAUAACGGAGAAUAUGAACAAGCCUUAGAGGAAUACAAUAAAGGUAUUGAAAUAUGUAUGUCUUUAUUAUCAGAUUCAACAAACACUAAUGAUUAUCGGUAUUUAAUAAAAGAAAAGGCUGAAAAAAUGAUUGAACGUGCUGAAGAAAUAAAUCGCUAUAUUGAUUUAGCAAAUAAAGAAAAAGAUUUAAAACAAAAUAAUCUAUGUUGUAUACAAUAA
Messenger RNA from Hydra vulgaris (swiftwater hydra), 1475 nucleotides. RefSeq names its product serine/threonine-protein kinase ULK3. Gene Ontology annotation, biological process: autophagy of mitochondrion; response to starvation; reticulophagy. Gene Ontology annotation, molecular function: protein serine/threonine kinase activity; protein binding; ATP binding. Gene Ontology annotation, cellular component: cytoplasm; phagophore assembly site membrane; phagophore assembly site. The record is from RefSeq and is a predicted model, not a curated record. Lineage: Eukaryota; Metazoa; Cnidaria; Hydrozoa; Anthoathecata; Hydridae.